Messenger RNA from Pecten maximus, 1656 nucleotides. RefSeq names its product homeobox protein MOX-2-like. Gene Ontology annotation, biological process: regulation of DNA-templated transcription; central nervous system development; neuron differentiation. The transcript has 3 exons. Gene Ontology annotation, molecular function: DNA binding; DNA-binding transcription factor activity, RNA polymerase II-specific. Bases 332 to 1108 code for a protein of 258 amino acids. Lineage: Eukaryota; Metazoa; Mollusca; Bivalvia; Pectinida; Pectinidae. The record is from RefSeq and is a predicted model, not a curated record.
CAUUAUCUAUGUUUAAGACUUUCAGAAGAAUCGGACAUCUGAAGUAAAGCCAUACUUAUAAUCAUACUUGGACACAAAGCAGGGAGGGAUUCCUUGGUGCUGGACAUUGCCUGGUCAUUACGUGGUCAUCGGUGUUGGACACACAGUACCUAGACUACGUACGGUUGUGAUGGUUUGUGUGACAUAUUUAUUAUGACAUUUUUCAUUGUGUAUGGUUAAUAGACUGUGAAUUGAUGAUGAAAUUUGUAUUUGUUUAAUUAAAUACUGUCACAAACAUAAACACCAUCUCCUGACAACAGAAAUCGGACAGGCGUUUGGAAAUUAUUCCAAUAUGAACACCACUGCUUACUCUCCAUACCAGUUCUCCCACGGAUUCUGGCCCUUCUCCGGGUGUAAUGUGAAACCUUUGGAGCUCCCGAUUCAUCCAGCAUUUAUACAUACUCCAUAUCCGAACUUUAAUACGCAAUGCGGAAACCCGGACGUGUCGCCGGGCACGAUAGUCCGGAAUAAAUCCGACUCGUUUACUAUAGACGCUAUCCUGAGUCGUGAUAGAGUGGAUGAGAUCCAACAUUCUCCGGACGGAAAAUCUGGACAAUACUCUCCGGAAAAUCGCCACGUAAAUAAAGACAGUUCAUCAACGUCUCGGAGACACGCGCGACUCCAUGAAAACUCUCAUCCGUAUAGGUCACCGAACGACAGAAAUGUAGCAACCUCAACAUCGAAUCCGAUCAAGAAACAGUCGAGCAGCAAUCCGGGUAAAGACAAAACAGAUGCUACCUUAAAGGAGUCGAAUCUAAAAACGGACUGGAAAACGGGAAAGGGCAAACGUAUCCGAACCAUAUUUACACCGGACCAACUGGAGAGAAUGGAGGCUGAGUUUGAGAAACAACAGUACAUGGUCGGCACGGAACGGUACUAUUUGGCGUGCUCGCUUAGUCUGACGGAAGCCCAGGUCAAGGUGUGGUUCCAGAAUAGACGGAUAAAAUGGAGGAAGAUGAACUUGGAAAAACAACAAGCUAAGUUAGCGUCCUUUGACUUAUUUCGAGGAGUGGACGUUGAGACAGACUCAAUCGCCAGCGACGAUGAUGACAACGGGCCUCCUCGGUAGUCAAUGACCUACGCGAACUUUGACCUAUGAUACUUUCAAAUAGUGGUACAUUGAUGAUGACCUCUGACCCCUACAGAUGGUUUGUAGUCGCCAGCAGCGACCUACCAAGGUUACCAUGGCUACUAUUGCCAUGACUACUAGUUCGGCAAUUAAAUAGUCUAGCACCUUCAGCACAAAAAGGUGACCACACGGAAAUACAAGUAUUGUGUUGUAACAUGACGUGUUGAUGUUACAUAUACAUUCAUGUAAAUAUGAAUCCAUUGUAAUAAUCGUGACAUUGAUUAAGACAGUAGUGUACGUUAUAAUCAAGCAAGCGAUCUCUACAGGACUCGCGUUCAAGUCCUCUACAUGGUCUGGGAUUUUGGGCUGGAUUUGAAUCUGUAAUGAAUACGUGUGUGUGUGUGUGUGUGUGUGUGUGCUUGAAUGGAACUAUGAUGCGACUUCUUAAUUACCGCAUAGUGCUGCAAAAUAUGUAGAAAACUGUGAAUGGUUGAUGUUUAUUUUGUAACAAUUAUCUGAACAUAUUGUAAUUAUAUUUAUAAAAUGAU